Molecule: messenger RNA, 5804 nt
Organism: Anolis carolinensis (green anole)
Lineage: Eukaryota; Metazoa; Chordata; Lepidosauria; Squamata; Anolidae
Gene: rapgef4
Product: Rap guanine nucleotide exchange factor 4
Exons: 27
Coding region: 1759-4320 (853 amino acids)
Biological process (GO): Ras protein signal transduction; positive regulation of GTPase activity
Cellular component (GO): plasma membrane
Molecular function (GO): guanyl-nucleotide exchange factor activity
Source: RefSeq, a predicted model, not a curated record
CUGCCUCUGCCAGGGAAGAAGGAAUGGCGCUCCACUUGGUGAGUGAGUGAGGGAGGGCAAGCGGCAGUGGCGGCAGAAGAGCCUGGAAGAGUCGGGCGGGCGGCCAGACUCUCUUCUGCUGCCACUCCAGCCGACCAUGCCGGGAAAUGUGGUAAAUGUGGUAAAUAAAAGAAUGUAUAAAUAUUAAAAUUAAAAUAGCUUCCCUACUUCUCAGAUUUCCACUUAUCACGGGUGGUCCUGGAACGUAACCCCCACGAUAAGUGAGGGAACACUGUAUUUGCUCCAGGGAUUUUGUUGUUAAUUCAGUCUUACAAGUGGACGUACAUUUAUAUAUAGAGAGAUUUGAAGAAGUUAAAACACUAACUUAAAAAACUCACAAACACGACUGCUGCAUAUCAUCCCUAGGAAGGUUUCUAUUUGGUACAUCUUUUGUGUACAAUUACUGCUUGUAGUAAUCAAGGCAGCACAAAUCUUCUUAACUUUUUGACAUCUUGAGUUUCCAGCACUGAUGAAAGCUUAAAUAAUAGCUCACCUCAGCUAGACCUUUGUGAUUAUUGGAUAUGAAGGUUUAUUUCUAUAGGCUUAAGCCUACUAGCUUGAGUUGUCAGUCAGGAAGGAUGGAGAGCUUCAAACUAGAGAGAACCAUGUUAUGAAAUUAUUUAGCUUGUCAGUGUUCAAAUGUUUAAUGAUUAAAUGCUCAGGGACAUUUUCUGUUUUCCUGAGUGUUUGGGAGUGCUUAUGAAAAUUUAAACUGUUUUUUUUUUUAAGCCUUGUGGUUUCUUGGCCUGAAAACGUCAUGAAUAAAAUAUGGUUUCUUAUUGCUAAGAUAUUAUUUGAUUACUGGAAGGCCCAUAACAAUGUAGCAAAGGUUUAUUCCAUUUGUCAUUUACUAAUAGGUUCCACAAAGUGUUGACAUCUUCUGAGGCAAAGUGUAAAACAUAAGGCUUAACAAGUAUGGUUUACAUAAUGCUUUAAACAUGAAAAAUGAACAGCAAAAAAAGAUGUAUGUGUUUGAGUUAGAGUGCAAAAGCUAGGCACACAAUAUAAUGUAAUUAAAUAAAACUUGGUUAUGAACGUGAAUUCAUGGCCACUAAUGGAUGUUAAAUGCAUUAAAGUCUGGGACGCUUUGUAUUUGGUUUCCAAAAAUGUUAUUACAGUGUAUAAAAAAGUGAAUUUACAUGUGGCAUGUCCGUGAUUGAUGGGCUACAAAUAGCAAAGUAUUCAGUGCAGAUUGUUUGCCUGAGAGCAUCUGAUUCCCUAAAUACAUUUCAAAAAAAAAAAAUACAUUGCAAACAGACCUUUGAACAGCAGCAGUCUCAUUUUGCAGGAGGCCACCUAUUGUGGUGGCUCUUCACAGUAGGAAAAUUGGAGGGAAUAGUCAAUACAGUGCUAUUUCUUGUAUGUGUAGCUGCCUAGUAAUUGUUUCAUUGGUGUGUGUGUGGAGAGAGAGAGAAUCUAUGCAGCAUUUGCUGUUUAAUUUGGAUUGUCAGUGAUAAAGCAGAUCCUAUCGCUGAAAGAAAGGUAGAAUGCAGAGGCAGAAACAUUAGUGCUAAUCUGCUUCAGAAAGACCAGAUAAAUCAGCAGAGCUUGCUUGCUUCUCAUACAUCACUAAGGGAGAAGCUGAGUGCAACUUGACCAUGUGCCUGAACAGACACAUCACUAAGAAGAGCGCAGUAUGGAUAAGAAAUCCAAAACACACCCGUAAGGCUGCUUGCUGGGUUGAACUGAUGACAACAGUACAGUAAAUAUCGGCAGUAUAUGUCAGGACUUCUGGCUCCUCCUUAUGGUGUUAUGGAAACUGGCUCCAACAAUGAUAGGAUGCCGGACAAGGACAAUAUGUCUAGCAGUAGCCUCUGCUCCAUGGCUAAAAAUAGCAAUAAGGUUCCAUCAGAAAAAAUCCUCCGAGCUGGAAAGGUAUUACGGACUGCCAUUCUCUCCCGGGCACCUCACAUGAUCAGAGACCGGAAGUAUCAUCUGAAGACAUAUCGACAAUGCUGUGUUGGAACAGAACUGGUAGACUGGAUCAUGCAGCAAAGUUCAUGUGUUCAUUUACGCACACAAGCUGUGGGCAUGUGGCAGGUAUUGCUGGAGGAUGGCGUCCUUAACCAUGUGGAUCAAGAGCAACACUUCCAGGACAAAUAUCUGUUUUAUCGAUUUCUGGAUGAUGAGCAUGAAGAUGCCCCAAUGCCAACUGAAGAAGAGAAGAAAGAAUGUGAUGAAGAGCUACAAGACAUCAUGCUUUUGCUGUCUCAGAUUGGUCCUGAUGCCCAUAUGAGGAUGAUUUUAAGAAAGCCGCCUGGCCAAAGAACCAUAGAUGACCUUGAAAUUAUAUAUGAAGAGCUUUUGCACAUAAAGGCUUUAUCUCAUCUUUCAACAACGGUAAAGCGGGAGUUAGCAGGCGUUCUAGUGUUUGAAUCACACCCCAAAGCAGGAACAGUCUUGUUUAAUCAGGGAGAAGAAGGAACCUCAUGGUACAUUAUUCUAAAGGGAUCAGUAAAUGUUGUCAUCUAUGGCAAGGGUGUGGUAUGUACACUACAUGAAGGUGAUGAUUUUGGCAAGUUAGCGUUAGUGAAUGAUGCUCCAAGAGCAGCUUCCAUUGUCCUAAGAGAAGAUAACUGCCAUUUCUUGAGAGUGGACAAGGAAGACUUUAACAGGAUACUCCGGGAUGUUGAAGCAAACACAGUUCGACUUAAGGAGCAUGAGCAGGAUGUCUUGGUGCUUGAGAAGAUCCCAGCAGGAAGCAGAACUUCUAAUCAAGGAAACACUCAGCCCAAGUACAUUGUGAUGUCCGGAACACCAGAGAAAAUUUUAGAACAUUUCCUAGAAACAAUGCGUCUUGAAACAACAGUGAGUGAUGGAACAGAUACUGGUGUACAUGAUUUUGUGAUGAUGCACUGCGUGUUCAUGCCAAAUAACCAGCUAUGUCCAGCUUUGAUGGCCCAUUAUCAUGCUCAGCCUUCCCAAGGGACUGAACAAGAAAAAAUGGAUUAUGCUCUAAAUAAUAAAAGGCGAGUCAUUCGCUUAGUUUUGCUGUGGGCUGCUUUCUAUGGCGAUCUCUUGCAAGAGGACGAAGCGGCAAUGGCCUUCCUGGAGGAAUUUUAUGUAUCGGUAUCAGAUGAUACAAGGGUGAUUGCAGCUCUCAAAGACCAACUCCCAGAAUUAGAGAAAGCUAUGAAACAAAUAACAGAAGAAGCUAAAGCCCCUCAGAAAAAGCACAAAGUUCUUCUGCAUCACUUCAACACAAGUGAUGAGAGGACACAGAAACGCCAGCCCAUCAGAGAGAGUGAUGAAAUUUUGUUUAAGGUGUACUGCCUCGACCACACUUAUACCACCAUCCGCAUUCCUGUGUUGUCUUCUGUUAAAGAAGUCAUCAGUGCUGUGGCUGACAAACUGGGCUCUGGAGAUGGCUUGAUAUUAGUGAAGAUGAGCUCAGGAGGAGAAAAAGUACUACUCAAACCUAAUGAUGUUUCAGUGUUUACAACACUCAGUGUUAAUGGACGACUCUUUGCUUGCCCUCGAGACCAGUUUGAUACAUUGACACCGCUACAGGAACAAGAAGGCCCUUCUACUGGAACUGUAGGAACUUUUGAACUCAUGAGCUCCAAGGACCUGGCAUAUCAAAUGACAAUUUAUGAGUGGGAGCUUUUCAACUGUGUACAUGAGCUGGAACUCCUCUACCACACCUUUGGGAGGCACAGUUUUAAAAAAACCACAGCAAACUUGGAUUUGUUUUUACGAAGAUUUAAUGAAAUCCAGUUCUGGGUGGUCACAGAAAUCUGUCUUUGUUCUCAGCUCAGCAAACGUGUUCAACUGUUAAAGAAGUUUAUCAAGAUAGCAGCCCACUGCAAAGAAUACAAAAAUCUGAAUUCUUUUUUUGCUUUAAUCAUGGGACUAAGCAAUGUCGCAGUAAGCCGCCUCACAAUGACAUGGGAGAAACUUCCAAGCAAGUUCAAGAAGAUCUAUGCCGAGUUUGAAAGCUUAAUGGACCCCUCAAGAAAUCAUAGGCCCUACAGACUCGCUGUAGCUAAAUUGGAGCCUCCUGUUAUUCCCUUUAUGCCUCUACUCAUAAAAGACAUGACAUUCACCCAUGAAGGGAACAAGACAUUUAUUGACAGUCUAGUGAAUUUUGAAAAAAUGCGCAUGAUUUCAAACACAGUUAGGACAGUGAAAUUCUGCCGGAGCCAGCCUUUUACUCCUGAUGCCUCUCUGGCAAACAAGAACCAUCAGGACGUCCGGAAUUAUGUACGGCAAUUAAGUGUGAUUGACAACCAGAGGACUUUAUCACAAAUGUCACACCGGCUAGAACCACGGCGUGCUUAAGCAGUUCCAAGUGAUCACACCUCCCUUUUUGUCCCCUGUAUAAGGUCAUUUGUUAAGAAAGCCACCUCUUCCUGCUACUGCACUGCCACUACAAAUAUAAGCAACAACAGAGUGUGACAUCUUUGGCAAUUAACGCACAACCUACCUGAUGUCCAUAUGAAAUGACAGAGGAGUUCGGAUGUUGAAGAGGUCAGAUGUUGUAGCUGGAAGGUUACUGGUGUUGUAGGCUGUUAGUUAAUUCUGAAAAAAUGUUGUACAGAAUAGAAAUCUUUAUUUAAAGAGAGAAAGAGAAUAUGCUCUGGAUCCUGGUAAGAAGACAACAUGAACCUUCUGCCGCUUCCAAAUAAUAUAUGGUCAGGUUCUAUUACCUGUUCAGAUUAAUUGCAGUAUUUUAAAUCUAUUAUUAAAUUGACAUGCAGAUUUUGCCAUUGAUUUUGCAUGUUUAGCUCAGAUGAGCUUCUGUAGGAAAUUUAAAUAAAAUAACUAAUGGCAGAAAACAGGUACAGUUACUUACUACUAUGGUUUUGGCAUUCAGAGAACAGUUAAAAGCCUUUCCCUUCAAGGAGGUAUACUUUUGAAAAACCACAUUUGCCUUACAGCAGUAGAGCAUUGUGGCCCCACCGUAACCCUAGGAAAUACUAGUUUUCGAAGAUCUAGGUACAUUAUUUGUUUACAUUUCACUUAUUUUAUGUGUGUGUGUUUUUAACUGCCAAUCAGAGGAGCCCCCAGAUGGCGUAGUGGACUAAGUGACUUGAAGGUUGGGUUGCUGACCUGAAAGCUGCCAGGUUCGAAUCCCACCUGGGGAGAGUGUGGAUGAGCUCCCUCUAUCAGCUCCAGCUCCAUGCGGGGACAUGAGAGAAGCCUCCCACAAGGAUGGUAAAAACAUUAAAACAUCCGGGCGUCCCCUGGGCAACGUCCUUGCAGACGGCCAAUUCUCUCACUCCAGAAGCAACUCCGGUUGCUCCUGACACGAAAAAAAAAACAAAAAAAAACUGCCAAUCAGGAUUUUACAGAAUGAAAAGACAAGGCUAAUAAAGUUUUCUGGGGGGAGCAAAGCAUUAAGAGCCCACAACCACAACUUGUAUUAUUUUUUAAAAACCCACAAAAGAGCACAAUAGGCACAAUUUAUUUCAAGGUAAUAUUUUACUGGAUGCUGAAACCUCCAGUGUCAGCUACACUUUGGGCUGAUCAGGUUGUAUUUUCUGGAUCUAAAACUUUACAAAAAAUCUUCUAAUUUCCAGGAAUAAUUUUGCACUUUUAAAUGGGCAGUAUACAGAAACGUCAAUUCAUUGUGGUAGUUAAUUUAUUUCUUUAUAUGUUAGUCAUUGUGCCAUAUAAUAACUUUUUAUCUAUUUUAUUUAGCAUGUAAUGGAAGUACAGUUUUAUCUUUGUACUUAGUCCAUGUUUCAUGCCUACGAAGAACGUGUUAUACAUUUUAUGUAAAUAAAAGGCACUGUCUUCAUUAAAAGUAACUGCCAACUAAA